Gastrolobium bilobum is the source of this 7101-nucleotide messenger RNA. RefSeq lists its product as uncharacterized. Lineage: Eukaryota; Viridiplantae; Streptophyta; Magnoliopsida; Fabales; Fabaceae. The record is from RefSeq and is a predicted model, not a curated record. Bases 150 to 6647 code for a protein of 2165 amino acids. The transcript is spliced from 26 exons.
GCUAGCUACUCUUUGUUCUCACUCACUGCAAUGCAUAAAACCUGAAGCCCAAUCCAAGCGUGUGUGUGUGUAUCUCUCAUUCAUCAUAUUCAAAUUAAUCAACGAGUUCCAGCGAGCAAUAGCAUCGAAGAAGAAGAAGAAGAAGAAAAAUGGAGGUGGAGUUGGAACCUCGAGUGAAGGCUCUUCCAUUCAAGGUCAAAGCUAUGUCGAGGGAAUCGCCGACACAGAAAGCCAUCCACGUUCUCGACACCGACCUCCGUAACCACUGGUCCACCGCCACCAACACAAAGGAAUGGAUUCUCCUCGAACUCGACGAGCCUUGCCUAUUGUCACAUAUACGGAUUUAUAACAAGUCUGUACUUGAGUGGGAAAUUGCAGUUGGGUUACGUUACAAGCCAGAGACUUUUCAAAAAGUUCGCCCACGUUGUGAAGCACCUAGACGUGACAUGAUCUACUCUACAAACUACACUCCAUGUCGAUAUGUGAGGAUAUCUUGUUUGCGUGGAAAUCCAAUCGCUAUUUUCUUCGUUCAGAUAAUAGGAGUUUCUGUGACUGGUCUUGAACCUGAAUUUCAACCUGUUGUUAAUUACUUGCUACCACAUAUUCUAUCUCACAAACAGGAUCCUCAUGAUAUGCAUCUCCAGUUGCUGCAAGACAUGACAAAUCGAUUGCUUGUAUUUCUUCCACAACUAGAGACAGACCUUGCAAGCUUUCCGGAUGCUCCUGAGUCUAACCUACGAUUUCUUGCCAUGCUUGCUGGUCCUCUUUAUCCUAUUCUUCAUGUGGUGAAUGAAAGGACAACUUCAAAACCUCCAGGCAAUAUCACAGACCAUGAUAUCUCCAAAAGUAGUCAACCGUCACCAGCCCUAACUGUCUCGUCUAACUUUGAGCCAAGGAGAUCACGAAGUGCAUCACCUUUCAUUUUGUCUGCAUACCGAGCCAUAGUUUUUCGGCCAGAUGCAAUUUUUAUGUUGCUGAGGAAGGCAUAUCAAGAUUCUGAUCUGGGUUGUGUUUGUAGGACGGCAUCUAGAAUUAUGCAGAAGCUCAUGAAUCCGGAUAUUGAGCAAGAUGUAUCAAAUUCAAACCCUCAAAAUGAAGUAACAUCUCUUUCGGAAGACAAAUCAAAAUUGGAACUGUCUAGUCCUUUAACUUUUGUUGAUUAUUCAAACCUGUUUGGUGAGGAGUUCCGUUUGCCAGAUGAACACUGGGAUUGCAGCUAUCUUAAUAUAUUAGAUAUGGGGGCAGUGGAAGAAGGGAUCUUACAUGUUCUUUAUUCUUGUGCAUCGCAGCCUGUUCUUUGCAGCAAGAUGGCUGAGAGAACUUCAGACUUUUGGGCUGCACUGCCUCUUGUACAAGCUCUUCUGCCAGCUCUACGCCCAUGGGUGAACAAUCCUUUUGACGUUGUUGAUGAUACAUUUUCUCAGUGGAAGCAACCUACUGUACAACAGGCUUUAUCUCAGAUUGUUGCUAUGGCAACAUCAACCACAUAUCGUUCACUUCUUCAUGCCUGCGCUGGAUAUCUGUCUUCAUACUCGCCAUCUCAUGCUAGGGCUGCAUGUGUGCUGAUUGAUCUGUGCUAUGGUGUGCUAGCACCAUGGAUGACUCAGGUGAUUGCAAAGGUUGAUCUUGCUCUGGAGCUUUUGGAGGAUCUUCUAGGCAUAAUCCAGGAUGCUCACAAUUCACUUGUUUGUGCUCGUGCUGCCUUGAAGUAUAUUGUGCUAGCUCUAUCUGGUCAUAUGGAUGACAUACUGGGAAAAUAUAAGGAAGUUAAACACAGAAUUCUCUUUCUUGUUGAGAUGCUGGAGCCUUUUCUUGAUCCUGCCAUUGCAAUCUCGAAAAGCAAAAUAGCUUUUGGGGAUCUAUCUUCUUCAUUUCCAGAAAAGCAGGAACGCAACUGCAUGAUUGCUCUAAAUAUCGUUCGUACUGCAGUACGAAAGCCAGCUGUACUGCCUUCUUUAGAAUCAGAAUGGAGGCAUGGAUCUGUUGCUCCUAGUGUGCUUCUCUCAAUAUUGGAACCACACAUGUUAUUGCCACCUGAUAUUGACAUUUGCAAGUCUGUUUUGAGACCAACUGAACCUGAAACUGCAUCUGUUUCACCACUUUCCUCUGGCAUUAAUGGCGGGGGUGCUUUUUCCAAGUCAAAUAGUCAAGAUGAAUCUGACGGAAAAACAGACAUUUCAGAAACAGCAGGAAAAUCUGAUUCUGUUGAAGAUCGUAAUCUACUUUUUGCCCCACCGGAACUGCAGAGUAUUACAUUGACAAACUUUUCUAUUGAUUCUAAUCAAAAUAGCUCUGUUUCUAACGUUGGAGAUAUGAGCUUGGAAUCCAAACAUGUGGUUGAGAAACAUUCCACCAAUCAUUUUCCUACUAAUGUUGUCUUAGAUGCUGGUCUUGGUUUUGAAUACUUCAACCUGCAGGCAGAUUAUUUUCAACUUUUAAACUACCAUGAUUGUGAGCUUCGUGCUUCUGAGUUUAGACGCUUGGCUUUAGAUUUGCAUUCUCAGAAUGACACUACUGUUGAAAGCCAUGAUGCUGCAAUUGAUGCUUUGCUGUUGGCAGCAGAAUGUUAUGUAAAUCCUUAUUUUAUGUUGUCUAUUGGAGCCUCUACAAAACUUACAGACCUUUUGAAUAUUAAUGACUGUAAAAUCGUGCAGUCUCAUGAUGUUGUGGAGGUAAAAUUGGCUUCUGAAAGGAAUAAGCCUAAUUUAGAAACAAUAGCACAUAUAGAAAGAAAGAGAGAUAAACUUGUUUUUCACAUACUGCUUGAGGCUGCAGAAUUGGAUAGGAAAUAUCAUUCAAGAAUAUCUGCUGGGGAAGAUAGUCCUUAUUCUGUUGAAGGAUUUGAUGAACAGGUUAUCAAGCUGUCUCCUCUUGAUGUACAAUACACAGAUGCUCUGACCUUGGUUCGACAAAACCAAGCUCUGCUAUGUAACUUUUUGAUCCAACGUUUGCGGAGAGACCAAAUCUCAAUGCAUGAAAUUCUCCUGCAGAGUCUUGUGUAUUUUUUGCACUCUGGCACCAAACUAUAUUGUCCUCCAGAACAUGUGAUUGAUAUCAUUUUAAAAUAUGCUGAAGACUUGAACAGGAUGCUGGCAUCUUUUGAUCAUCAGCCGAAGGAAGGUAGUGUGCAUUUGGCACAAGAAAGAACACAUGGGGUAGAGCGACGAUGGUUACUGCUACAAAGAUUGGUAAUUGCUUCUAGCAGUGGAGGUGAAGAAGAAAAAUUUGGAACUAAUAUCCAAAAUAAUUACCUUUGUGGAAAUUUAAUUCCCUCUUCAGCAUGGAUGCACAGGAUUUCUCAUUUUUCUGGUUCUUUAUACCCUUUGGUUCGAUUUCUUGGUUGGAUGGCAGUAUCUCGUAAUGCAAAACAAUAUAUCAAGGACCGAGUUUUCCUUGCAUCAGAUCUGUCUCAGUUGACACAUUUACUUUCCAUUUUUGCUGAUGAUCUUGCUGUUGUUGAUAAUGUUGUCAAUAAAAAGUAUGAAGAGGUUAAAUUUGAAGAUUCACGGGUUGAAUUUGGUUCUUCAGCUAAAAGAGAGCUUGAACGAUGUAACCAAUAUCAUGAGGAACGGUCUUUUUGUGCAAUCUACCCUGAACUUUGGAAGUUCUUUCCUAAUAUGAAGAGGCAAUUUGAAACUUUUGGAGAAGCCAUUUUAGAGGCUGUUGGUCUGCAGCUGAGAUCUGUUUCUUCUACUCUCGUGCCUGAUGUUUUGUGUUGGUUUUCGGAGUUGUGUUCAUGGCCAUUUUCUUUUGCUUCUUCAGUUGGUAGUGAUAAUUUGAAAGGGUAUAAUGCAAAGAAUGCCAGAGCAAUAAUCCUUUUUAUACUUGAAGCUAUUAUAGUUGAGCACAUGGAAGCUAUGGUUCCUGAGACACCUAAAUUGGUGCAAGUGCUUGUGUCACUCUCAAGCUCUGCAUACUGUGACGUGUCAUUUCUUGAUUCUGCAUUGCGUUUGUUGAAGCCUAUCAUUUCUUAUUCUUUGUCCAAGACUUCUCAUGAUGAAAGGUUAUUGGUUGGUGAUUCCUGUCUUAACUUCGAGGAAUUAUGCUUUAAUGUUCUUUUCAAUAAAAUUAAUCAGAAGAAUGAGAUCGUACAUAGUUCUGAAGAUAAAGGAUACAAUGUAGCACUGGCUAUUUUUAUUUUGGCUUCAAUUUUUCCUGACUUAUCUAUUCGAUAUAGAAGGGACUUUUUGCAGUCUUUAUUGAAAUUGGCAAAUUUUGCUGCUUUUGAGCCAACAACAACUUUCUAUGAUUAUCUCAGUGCAUUUCAAUGUGUCAUGGAUAAUUGCAAACUGCUAUUAGUGAAUGCUUUAACGGCAUUUGGUGUUAUUCCUGUUCAGCUUCCCCCCUUUCCUCGUGUAAAUGGUGGUGGGCUUUCUGAUGAUAACUUAAAACCAUAUUCAUGGUUUCUUCAUGAUGUCUGUCACACAUCAUGUGAGAAUGGUGUUCAUGCAGUAGAAAGUAACAAUUCUGCUGUUGAUGUGGAUCAGUGUCGUUUACCUUCUGAUGAUUUAGAAGGCUUUUCUAAAGACAUAGAGGAUCUCAUUUCUGAACUUAAUCGAGCUAUUGAGUGCUGUUGGAAUCUUCAUCAGCAGAUAACCAGAAAACUGACAAUAGCAUCAGCAGAGUGCUUUGUCUUUUCAAAAUGUUUGACAUCGGUUUCUCAAAAGUUUCAUAAAGCUGAAGAUGAUGAUCAAAAUUCUUCGCCUGUUGAAUCUUCUUACCUGUUCACACCUCAUUGGAGAAAUGGUCUUCAAGGCCUUUCUGAAUUGGUCUUUAUGCUCCAAGAAAGUAGUUGCUGGGAAGUUUCUUGUUUGAUGCUUGAUUGUCUACUUGGAGUACCCUAUAGCUUUUGCCUGGAUAAUGUGAUAGGCAUGAUAUGUUCUGCAAUAAAGAAUGUUUCUUGCAGUGCACCUAAAAUCACUUGGCGUUUGAAGAGUGAUAAAUGGUUGUCUUCUUUAAUUGCCAGAGGCAUCCAUAACAGUCAAGAAAGUGAGGUUCCUCUGAUAGAUCUAUUUUGUACAUUGCUGGGCCAUGCUGAACCUGAGCAACGUAUUAUAGCAGUUAAACAUUUGGGAAAACUUCUUGGUCAGUGUUCGAAUGGAGAAGGAGCAGUGAUAAAUUCUAAAAUUUGCAGUGACUUCUUUCCAAAUGAGUUAGUUUUAUCUGUUCCGGAUUAUUUUGUAUCUCGUCUGGUUUCUAGUACUUGGGAUGAGGUUGUUGUGCUGGCAUCAUCCGAUAUGUCAUUACAAAUAAGGAUACAUGCAAUGGCACUUCUUUCAAAUUACAUUCCAUUUGCUGAGCGCCAUCACUUACAAUCUUUUCUUGUGGCAGCUGAUAGCAUUUGUUGUUUGCAUAAUGUACCACCAUCGCAUGAUGGUCCUAUCCUACAACUUUCAUUAGCACUUAUUGCUUAUGCCUGCUUGUACUCACCAGCUGAAGAUAUUUCUUUGAUUCCCCAAAAUAUAUGGGAAAAUAUCGAAACUCUAGGGUCAACAAAACAUGAUGGCAAGCUUGGAGACAUUGAAAAGAGGACUUGUCAAGUCCUGAGUAGAUUGAGAGAUGAAGGAGAUGAGGCCAAAGUGGCCUUGAAAGAAGUACUUUCUUCAAAUCCACCAAAGCAGUAUGACCCGGAUUUUGCUAAUACGCGUGAAUCUAUUAUCCAGGUUCUUGGCAACUUAACAGCAGUUCACUCAUACUUUGAUGUAUUCUCAAAGAAAAUUGACCAAGAUGAUAUGGAGCUACAGGAGGCUGAGUUGGAACUUGACAUUAUACAGAAGGAACAUGCAUUACCAGGACGAAUUGAGGAUUCCAAAGAUUGUAAUCAGAUUCAAAGUCUACCCUCCUCCAGAAAGGAUGUUUCCCGGCUUCAGCAAAUCAGAGAGUGCAUUAUUUCCCUAGAGAAGUCCAAACUUAAAGAAGAUAUUGUAGCCCGUAGGCAAAAGAAACUGCUUAUGAGACAUGCCCGUCAAAAAUAUUUGGAAGAAGCAGCUUUACGGGAAGCAGAACUUCUGCAAGAACUUGAUAGGGAGAGAGCAGCUGAAACGGAGAAAGAGCUGGAGAGACAGAGAUCACUGGAAAUAGAGCGUGCUAAAACGAGGGAAUUGCGUCACAGUCUUGAUAUGGAGAAGGAGAGGCAAACACAGAGAGAACUUCAGCGUGAAUUAGAGCAAGCAGAAUCAGGACUUCGACCAUCUCGGCGUGAUUUUCCUUCCUCCACUCACAGUAGUCGAUCUCGGGAGAGAUUUCGUGAAAGAGAAAAUGGAAGAUCUGGUAAUGAAGGGAGCACUAGAGCCGGUAGUGGAAGCUUACAGCCUGAAAUCCCUUCUGCCAGUUCUUCAAUAGCAGCCUCACCAACUAUAGUUCUUUCUGGUUCCCGGACAUUUUCAGGCCAGCUUCCUACUAUCUUGCAGUCACGUGACCGACAGGAUGAUAGUGGCAGCAUAUAUGAAGAAAAUGUUGAUGGAAGCAAGGAUUCUGGGGAUACUAGCAGCAUUGGAGAUCCAGAAUUGGUGUCAGCAUUAGAUGGCCAGUCCAGUGGAUUCGGGUCGCAAAGGCAUGGUUCAAGGGGGAGCAAGUCAAGGCAACUUGGAGAGCGUAGAGACAGAGAAAACAGACGUGAAGGGAAGUGGGAAAGGAAACAUUCUUAGCUAGUGAGCUGAGAUCUUUGUGCACUAAUUAGGUCAUCUUCAUGUGUAUAUAAUAUAUAUCUUCAAGAACAGUACCCGUAUUGCCCCAACAAAACAAAACCUUUGGGAAGGAUAUUUGCAUGUCCUUGAGUUUGGAAAAUCCCAUACAAAGUCAUGGGGAGCAUGUCUCUUUGGGUGUGCUACUGGUUGAACAAUGUUGUAGAUUCUUAUGGAUGGCUGAACUAGAUGCUGGUUCAUAGUUUGGGCAACUGUAUCAGCUUCUGUACAAUAGCGUGGAUGGUUGUCAAGUAAAUUCUUCCUAUGGCUGUAUAAAAGAUUAAAAAGACAACCUUCAGCUAUAAUUGAUGUAAUUUCAUUUUCUCUAAAUCAUUAUAUCUUUUCCUUUAACCAGUGUAAUCUAUUGAAAAUUGAUUCAGUGAUUGUAAAAAUGUUUGCCGUAUCACCAAAUUUUUAU